Messenger RNA from Pomacea canaliculata, 6801 nucleotides. RefSeq lists its product as uncharacterized. Lineage: Eukaryota; Metazoa; Mollusca; Gastropoda; Architaenioglossa; Ampullariidae. The record is from RefSeq and is a predicted model, not a curated record.
AUGGCUUCCUUAGCGACAGAUUUGUUCAAAGAGUAAAUAGUGACCAGUUACAGCGAGCAGGUGUGUACACUCUUCUGCCUAAGUUUAUCUACAGCAUGUGCUGUGCCUUAUUUUAAACUAACGAGAAUGUCAGACCCAGCAAGUCGGGAACAGACCUCAGUAUCAGAACUUCAGACAAAAAUAGUCCCAGAUCCUGGAUCAAGUCUUCUAGAAACAAUGCCAGUGUCAACACACUUGCCCACCAUAUUUGGUGAGGUUGUGGAAAGAGAUGUGACUUUUUGUAUUGAUACUUCAGGCAGCAUGUUUAAUUGUAUCCAUGUAGUUAAAGAACAGCUUAUUGAGACAUUGAUGAAGCAUGCAUUAAGAGAGGGAGAUACUACUUUCAACAUCAUUGAAUUUAACUCGGAGGUUACACAGUGGGCUGACAAGAUGGUUGCAUGUACACCUGAAACUGUAAAAGUUGCUGCAGAAUGGAUCAGAAAACUCAGUGCCAAAACUGGCACCAAUACACUAGAUGCUCUUCUCACAGCAUUUCAGGACAGGUCAUGCCAAGCUGUAUAUUUAGUGACUGAUGGACUUCCAGACAAUUUCAUAGAGGACAUUCUUGACACAGUUAUAGAAGCAGCCAAAGGUCGCCCGAUUCACUGCAUAUACCUGUCUGGGGAGAAGGCUGAUGCUACAGCUGUAGAAUUUCUUGAAGACCUCGCUGUGGAGUCCUUUGGGUCUCUUCACAUUGCAACUUUAACCACUCAUGGGUGUGUGGAAAGAAUCAGCCCCAUAUAUCGAUCAGAACAUGCUAGUGGCCGAGUAAUCCGUACUGUUAACAACACACUGCGCCCUAACUUCAAAACAUGCAGUGUUACUACAACGCUACAGAUUGAUCCAGACGAGAUUCUUGCAAACACCCCUAGAACAUCUUACUUUGGGCAGGGUUAUCAUACUCCAUAUGUGCCACCUUGGUGGCGCCACAGAUUUUGGGGCUUGGGUUUUGACCCAUUUCGAUACUACUUUCCAAGCACAUGGAGCAGAUAUCGCCCUGCAAAGUCCUGGCUGAAGUUUCAAGACAAGCUGCUGGAACCACCAGAGGCAGUGGGGAUGUCACCAGCUGCUGGGUCAUUGCUCAUAGACAAGAUAGUGCUGGCCAGGAGGAUAAGUGAUGGUUACUUCUAUAUGGGAAAGGUCCAGAGUCAGAUACUAGAUGAAAAAUUCUUGAUUGCUUUUGGACCCUGCAAGCAUGGUAAAUACAGAGAAACCACAUACCAGGACACAUUUGUCUUUGAUAUUGUUGACUACUGUGAUGCCCAGCGACACACUAUUAUCACUGGGGAUCAUGUCCUGGCGCCAUGGGAGCCAGAGGGGGAGAGGUUUGGCCCUGGCAUUGUCAUUGAUGGACAGGAGAAACGACAGGCAAUUGAGAACCAAUCAGAAGGACCAGAAGACAGAGAGAUCACAGUUGCCUUCAGCAAUGGGCGAACAGAAAAAGUGGUGAUGGACAGGGCUAUCUGGAUUCCAGAACCUGUGUACGAGCGCAUCUCAUUGGAACUCAAAAUGCCUAAGGAAACUCGCUCCACCCUCAUGACCACUGACCACUAUCCCUUAGACUCACUGUCAGGGUACCCCACAUCAGGUCCUCAUGCAGACCCACCCGAGUUUUUCACGCCUGAGUAUUUUACUGUGGAACCUAGCUUGUAUUAUACAGGGUGGGACAGGUUUUCAUACCCUCCAUACCUAGGCUAUUUCCCUCCAUAUCCCUUAAUAAUGAGAAAGAAAUCACCAAUGGAGCAAAGGAAGGAAAAGGACAAAGAUGUAGAUGAGAUUAUACCUGGCACAGACAUGACUUGUCAAGAACUGAACAAGCGAGUACUUUCGCAGCUCAAAGAGCACCAACUAGUGCCAGGACAACAGCAGAAAGGUGACAGGGAGCAGCAGCAAGUACUGGACGGCUCUCGCUUGCUGAAGAGGAGGGAGAAGCAGGAAGAGAAUGCUCUUAAAAAGUCAGUCACUUUCAGGGACUCUGAUUUGGUUCACUUUGCACAAGAGUCAUCCUUGCCACCCACUGACAAGAGCCUGGAUGUAGACAGUGGGACUGGUCUAUCUGACUCAGAGUUUGAUGCCAUGUUCCGAGACAUUCACAGAGACCAGGGGGUAAAUACAGACUCCAGCCUUCUUUUUUACCACUCUGCUGGAUUGGGAGAACGCCCACCAUGGAAGUAUUGGCGGAAUGACCCAAGCCCUGACAUGUCUAGUCUAAGGAGUAGCGGUGGUGGCAGUGGAGGUGGUAGUGGGGUAGCUGGUGGUCAUGGUCCUUUUCGAGAGACUGCAUUACAAGCUCCUUUGGAGGCAAGGGACCAGCGAAAAUCUCCUUACAUUGUAGAGUGGACAAGUCCAUCUUUUCGGUAUGUAGACUCUUCUGCAAAGCAUAACUAUUCUAACACAGUGGAAAAAUGCCUUCAUACACCUCACCCACCUCAUUCUGGAGUACCCGAGUUCACAACAGAUACCAGCUACCGUAUACCUAUGACCAGACCUCCCACUGAGGAUGAAAAGGAGGAGGCCAGACGCCAGUAUAAACGAUUUCACCAUAUAAAGCGGCAAAUGGCAUGGCAGGAGCGACUGGCAAAUGAAAACCACAUGAAGUCUCUCAUGCAAGAUGGGCAUCGGGAGCGUGUUCAGGCCCAAAUCAAACGCGAACAAGAACGGCAGCAGCAGGAGCAGGUAAUGAUACAGAAGGCAAGGGAGGCCAAGAAAAAGAUCAGUGAGGAAUUACGGAAACACAUAGAGAACAACCAGCAGCGGGAGAAGGAGCGUGAAGAGAAGAGAAUCGAUGCCUUGAGACAAAGACGAGAAAGAAGGGAGACCAUUGAAGCACAGAGACAGAAAGAAAUGGAUGAAAUUACAGAAAGGAGGGAGCAAAUACGCCGCCAACAUAGCGCAGCUCGUUCAAACGCUGUAACAAAUCAGCUGAACGAACAGGAUGCAAAAGCUGCAGCACUUGAUAAACAGCAUCACAGUGCGAAAAUUCAACGGAUCAACCACUUCAGCAAACUAGAGGACCAAGCACAGGCCAAGAAAGACUUGAGGAUAGCAGUUAGUGAUCAGCAUUUGGCAUUGUACAGGUCUCAGAUUUUUGCAUAAGCACUAUUCUUGAAAACUUUCAGAACAAUUAACUUCCUUUCCAUUGCAGAGAAAAGCAAAUUGUAAUCUCAGAACGAAAGCAGAUAGGAAGCUAUACUGGAAUGUCUGAAUGACUUUGCAAGUAUAGUGGUUGAAGAUACUGAAUGUCUAGAGUGACAUAAAAGCCUAUUUCAUUCAUCACAUUCUCAAACUUUGGAGCCAUAUUUUUUUAAUGGCUGCAGGAGAUUAAAAAAAGUUAAUUUGAUCUGCAAGUUUACACUGUGGGCUGCAUUCAGCAGACCAGCACAACUGCACGUUGUUUUUUUUGGCAAGCAAAUAAUUUUUUGCAGAAUGUUUGCUGUUGCUAUGUUAGACAUAUCACAAUUUGUUGAUGGAACCGAUGGAGAUCAGCAUCAGCAGCAUUGUUGGCCAAUAUUUGUCAAGACUGCCGAUUUCAACAAAGGAUAUGUCUGGCAGUUACUCUUUAAAUUAUAAUGUACAUGAUGUCCACUGUGAUACUAGUGUGUCCAAUGUGAUGUGAUGUCUAUAGUGGAUAUUAUUAGAUAUAUCUUCGAGUGGGUAUUAGAAGUUGAUAACCUUUAAACUGAUCUUGUUGUACAUUCUGGUCUGCUUGGCAUGAAGGUUUAGCUAUGUUGUCCACAUAGCUAGGAAAGGAAGAAGAAAGAUUUAACAGUGUUUUACACUAUGCCAGCUUCUCAGUUUGCAGAUUAGUUCAGUUGAAUCAACCAACUGGCCAAAAAGGCAUUCUUAUGCUUCUGGCUUGACUUUGAGGCUCUUCCUCUCCAGUUCCCCUUAAAAGAGAACAAACGACCAGCCAAAAAUGCUUUUGUAUCCCACACCAAGUGUUGAUACAAUAAUAAUGCAAGUUCUGUUAAUAAAACCAGAAAAAAUAACACUGCAUAUUAUCUAGUAAUUACCCAUUGGCAACUUCAUUAAAUUAAUUAUUUUUCUGUACCUCUUUUUUUUGUGAAUUAAUGUUCAUGUUACAUUGAUUUUUGAUUUGUCCAUGUUAAUUUUUUUUGGUCAUGUUGAUUUUUUUAGCUUGAUGUCUUCAUCUCUCCCAGCACACAAAGCUUUGGCAAUUGGUAAAAAGUGUGUAUAAGUUCAGUUUAUUGUUCACAGAUUUAAUAUUUGCUUUUUGGCACUUUUGAUUGUGCAACCAUUUUAAACUAUGGUGGCUAAUAUUGUUGUGAAAGCUUCAGGAUUAAUUUGCUUGAAGGCUGAUCCAAGUAAUCAUGUGAUUGUUACAGAACCUUGAAAGGCAUCUGUAGUAGUAUAUUUGACAUGAUCGUGUUUUAUAGUUAGGCAUAGUGCAAUGAAAUAGUCUAAGAUGUUGCUUUCUGAAUAAUAUUGGAGUAUAUAUCUUCUUAAAAUAUUCAUUUCUUGCCUUGUAAUCUGUACAUAUAUGCAGUGCAGUUAAAGAUGUACUGCACCUAAAAAGAAGAGUAUUGAUGUUUUUUUUAAAAUAAUUGGUUCCUGGCAGCUUUAGAAGUCACCUACUGAUCUCAAAAUAGUCAGUGUAACAUGUUUAAAGGAUGAUAAACAGAACUGAAUUUUAACUGAAGUUAGGUUGUCCUAUUCUCUAAAUGAAUUUGGCAAGUCAUUGUUCCACAAAAAGUUAUCAUUUCCAAUAUGGAGAUUGAAAAAAAAGGGUUGGUGGAAAGACAGAUUGAUUAAGAGGCAAUAUGAAUUUGUAAAUUUAGAAAGGUGAAUAACAUAGGAUGAUUAUGAUAACUGAUAAAUGCAGAGAAAGAAGUGAUGAUGACAUUAGUAAUGAUGGAGAUAACAGCAAAAUAAUGACCUAUAAUGGAAUUAUCCCUAUCCCAACAUCUUUAUUGAUAUCAUUUCAUUGAAUGGUUUUCUAAUAUUUUAACUUCAGUAUUCCAUUUAUAAUUUUUUUUUAAUGAUAACAUUAAAUUUUUAUUAUGUAAUCACUAUUUAAAAACUGUUGAAAACUUAGUUCACCAGCUGCACUGACUGUUCUCAUGAAUAUAAAAUAAUAGAAAUUCCAAGAAUUCAUAGAAUUUCAUACAAUGUAAUACUAAAUGAGGGUAAAUUUCUUAAGAUUAUGCAGAACACUUUGGACUCAAUUUUUUCCCUUGUACUUUUGAUUCAACUGGCUUUUAAACAAUAAAAUAUUAUCAUUUAUUGUGGCAUAAUCCUUGUAUUUAUGAACCAAAAAUUUGUUAAAAAUGAAGUGCCUUGAUAUGGCUUAGUUUAAUCCUCUCUAAUCUUUAUUAUGUAUUCACAGAUUGAUCCUAUCACCAAUAUCUUUGUAAAUUGAGCCAUAGUAAAUGUUUUUCCCAUUUGUGUUGUGAUUUUUUUUAUAACUCAAAGCUUUAUCGACUUAAAAAACUGUAUUGGCUUUUUCCAGUCAAUACACAGUAUUAUGCUUGCCUUAGCUGAACAGCGAUUUCAUACUGAAGCAUGCAGUUAAUUUUACUUACGGAAGAACAUGAUGUAACACAUUUGACUCCAACUUUAUACUAGCUGACAUUUACACAACAGCUGUCAGUAUUAUGUAGAACACCCUAACUGCAGUGUUUUAAUUGUAAUAUAAAAUACUGAAGUGUCUUAUGCUUUUUUUUUCUUUCUUCCAUUUCCCUUCUUUACCAAAAGAAGAAAAACAUUUCUACCAAAGUGUCAGUUGUUAUCAGUCUACCUGUCCUCUUCCUUUUUUUCUGCACAAACAUGCACUUUCAUAUGCCUCUCCCCACCUAAACAGACUUGCGAAAAGUACAAAACAUCACAUGUUCAAGAGUUUGCCUUAAUAGGGGAAUAGACAUCUUUGAUACCUCCACAUCUGCAUAUAUAUUUCAGAUAUCUUCAUGAUCAUUUAAUUAAUCUCACAAUAUAUGCUUGGCUCUGAUGUUCAAUCUCAUGCAUUUAGACAUGUAGACUGCAUUUUAUUUUUAAAUCAUUGUAUUUAUAGCCAUUGCCUCAUAAUGUUGUAUGUCUACUUCGAUCUAGCAAACUUUGACAUUGGGUCUCUAUUCAACAAAUGGAGAAAUCUUCAGAUAUCUUGUAUUCUAUAAACUUUAUAUUUUGUAGAACGUUGUCUGUAUUAAGAAAAAUUUAGCUUCUGCUUAAAAUCCAAAAUAGAAUUGUGUAUUUUAGUCAUUUAUUAUUGCAAAGGUUUACCUUUGAUUAGGUUUUGAUACCAACUGUGCUUUCGUUUGACAGCCUAACACUGUAAAUAGUGAUGCAGAUUCCAUAGUCUGGCAGACGAUGUCUGUGUGAUCAAUGAGUACAUGUGUCCAGCUAUCCUUUUUACUGACUGCACUCUUUUGGUGAUUCAUAUCUGACCAAUUUAUGGUUAUAAUAAACAUCCGGUUACAGAAACAAUUGUCUCAACCUGUUGGAUAAACAUCUGGAUUUUUUUCGCAUUUAUUGCAUUAAUACACCAUGGUUAUUUUAAAACAAAAUAAAAAAAAUUAUUUGCUAACAUUGUUCUUUCAUUAGUUAAAAAAGUGCUGUGCUGAUUUUUUUUUUACCAAAGAGUUUUGCAGUCCUGUGAGGCUGUAUUAUAGCUUUUUAUAUAAAACAUUUAGUUUACAAAUGCAUUAUGUGAACAAGUCUUUAUAGGAAGUUUUUAUACAAAUAAAGUCUACUUAUUUUCAAUUUUCUUUCUCCAAAUAAAUUGCGUAGCUUACUCUCGAGACUCUU